This is a messenger RNA of Exophiala spinifera, 2067 nucleotides long. RefSeq lists its product as uncharacterized. Bases 1 to 2067 code for a protein of 688 amino acids. The transcript has a single exon. NCBI's taxonomy places the organism in Eukaryota, Fungi, Ascomycota, Eurotiomycetes, Chaetothyriales, Herpotrichiellaceae. The record is from RefSeq and is a predicted model, not a curated record.
AUGGAUCAUCAACACGUGACUUCUCUGCUUCGCUGCUCCUUUGCGGCAUUCAUCUCCCAUCCCAACACUCCCUUCACUGCUCUAUUCAUCUUCCGGUACCUCCGAUUGAUCGUCCACAUGGUGUCGUUCUGGUAUUACAAGGACUCUCCGAUCCCCGCGAUCAGUACCAUCACCGAGCGCGACGUGACCGUCAUCAUCCCGACAGUCGAGCCGACGAACCACGACUUCCUCGAAUGUCUCGCCUCGGUGCUCGUGAACGGGCCGUCGACGGUGCACAUUGUCACCGUCGGCGCCCAACUUCGUCGUCAGACGUGUGAGAUCGUGGCCCCCUUCGUGCCCAAGUACCCCAGCACCGCCAUCAGAGUCUCGUGCACCACGCAAGCUGACAAGCGCAAACAGAUAGCACACGUGCUCCCACGUGUCACGACUCCGCUGACGGUGCUCGUCGACGACCACGUCUUCUGGCCGUCGGGGCGGUUCCUCUCCACGGCGGUCGCUGCGUUCGAGGACCCGGCCGUCGGGGGCGUAGGCACCAACAAACGCGUCCGCCGACACAACCACCCGUUCGGGCUGACGUCGUUCUUCAACGUGCUCGGCGCGCUGUACCUCGAGCGACACAACUUCGAGAUCCGCGCGACCAACGCCAUCGACGGCGGCGUGUUCGUCAUCUCGGGUCGCACGUGCGCGUACCGCACCCAGAUCCUGCAAUCGCCCGAGUUCCUCCGCGGCUACCUGCACGAGACCUUCUUCUUCGGCCGUUUCGGGCCCCUCAACGCCGACGACGACAACUACAUCACGCGCGCCGUUGUGGAGCGCGGGUGGAAGGUCAAGAUCCAGUACAGCGCCGACGCCAUGAUCGAGACCACGGUCGGCACGUACCCCAAGUUCCUCUCGCAGUGUUUGAGAUGGGCUCGCACCACCUGGCGCAGCAACCCGGCCAGCCUGCGCAGUUGGACUGUCUGGCGGACCCAGCCGUGGUGCGUGUAUGCAGUGUACCUGACGAGCUUUGUCAACUUUGCCCUGUUCUAUGACGCCGCGCUGUUCUGGACGCUGUCGCGCAGCGAGCUGCUGCUCGCCAGACACGACGGUAACGCCUCCUACGUGAUGCUGGGCGCUUGGAUCUUCAUGACCAAGAUGGUCAAGUUGGUGAGUUACUUCCGUCGACACCCCCGGGACCUCGUGUACCUGCCGGGCUGUGUCGCCUUUGCGUAUUUCCACAGCAUGAUCAAACUGUACGCUUUGUGUACCUUCUGGGUCACCGCGUGGGGAAGCCGUGAUCUGGCGAGCAUCGGCGGCGAUUCCACGAGUGAUUCUGAAGCAGAUCCACCCGUUGAGCUUGGAGUCGAAGGGUCGUCAACGUUCGACACCGAGUUUUUCUCCAUGUCGUCGGGGCUAGAGGACUACAUCUCGGAUACCGCCUCUGGUGGUGGUACCAUCGCCACUACCACCGUGUCCGGCGACGGCGGCAGUUCACUCCACAACCGAAGACCCAACUCCGGUGGGAAAUCCAUCACAACACCCUGGGGUCGCGUCGGUCCUGGGACUGCUGCGUAUCUCCUCCCUGCAAACGUCCUUCUUGACACGCGCGCCCAGACACGUACGAGCACAAGUCCGCCGCCACCGCGGCGACGAGUAAAUACCACGAACCGCACCGCUGACCACCGUCCAGGUAAGUCGAAGCAGAUUAUUGCGAUCCAACAACAGCAACAGCUCCGCACUCCUCGCCUCGAAGCAGUCGACGGUCCAGACGACUUGGCCGAUGCAAUGUCGCCUUUGACUCUGUCGGCCCCGGAACAAGACUGUGUCCAGGAUCAGGCUCAACUCGCAACACCUGCCGCCACACCGCCGAGAGAAGACCAACCGUGUCCUAUAUCUGACUGCCACGUUAAGCGCGUCCGCAUCGAUCCCUAUGCUCGUGCUUGGGCUCGCGCAGCAAAGUGCCAGCGUCUGCACCAUAGUGGCUUGUACAUUGUGGCUGGGGGUGCUUGUGCCUUACAAGACAAGAGCGUAGAGGCGUUGACGCAUCACCUAGAGACUUUGGGCUUUCGAAGCGCAGGUACAGUCUAA